This is a messenger RNA of Acanthopagrus latus (yellowfin seabream), 5984 nucleotides long. It is a transcript of the gene scarb2a, whose product is annotated as scavenger receptor class B, member 2a. Gene Ontology annotation, biological process: receptor-mediated endocytosis; protein targeting to lysosome. The record is from RefSeq and is a predicted model, not a curated record. Bases 464 to 2056 code for a protein of 530 amino acids. Gene Ontology annotation, molecular function: scavenger receptor activity. Gene Ontology annotation, cellular component: membrane; lysosome; cytoplasm. Lineage: Eukaryota; Metazoa; Chordata; Actinopteri; Spariformes; Sparidae. The transcript has 13 exons.
CUUUUCGCCUGACCGACUUCAUUAAUGCGUAGAGGAAGGGGAGGAGGUGGACAGCUCUUCUUCUACGUCCCGAUGUGCUGAGAGCUGCUGUUUCACUUCACCACCGCCUCCGAGCAGCGCAGUCCUUCCCCCUCUCCUCUCGUGUGAUCCCGUGUGUUUUCUGGACGAAAACGGGUGCCAACAUUGAUUUUGUAUAUAUAUUUUUUUGAUAGUCGCUGUGUGUUUUUUGUUUCUUUUUGUAUUUCUCGUACCCGGGGAAAGAGAGAGAGGCACUCCAGGGCGGUGAAAAGAGCGACAAGUUUAAAACCCGCAGCGGAUCCUCCGGAGGUUUCACGACCCACACACACCUUCAGCUAUCAAGAGAUCUGUGUGUGUGUGAGCGAGAGAAGAGUUAUCAUCGACUUCAGUGAAGUUUUGUUCAAUCAAACACCGAGGGGGGACAACACAUCCGCCAUCCAGCAUCAUGACUCGGAGGUCCUGUGCCAUUUACGCCACCGGCAUCGUGUGCGCUCACCUCCUGAUCGUGGGGAUCGCCCUGGUCGUGGCUCAAGUCUUCCAAACAAUGAUCCACAGCCGGCUAAAAAAAGAAAUCACUCUGACAGAGAAGAGCCAAGUGUUUGAGGGAUGGAAGAAUCCACCUCCACCUGUUUAUAUGGAGUAUUACUUCUUCAACGUGACCAAUCCAGAGGUGUUCCUGGCAGGCGGGAAGGCAGCUGUUAAACAGGUCGGACCCUAUACUUACAGGGAAUACAGGCCACGGGAAAACGUGACUUUCUUGGAGAAUGGCACCAAGAUUUACGCCCUGAACCCCAAAACCUUCGUGUUUGUGCCCGAGAAGUCAGCCGGUGAUCCUGAGGUUGACAUCAUCAGGACUGUCAACAUCCCAUUUGUGGCGGUGAUGAACGAGCUGAACUCCUACUCCUUUUUCCUGCGAACUGUAGUGUCCAUGUACAUGAACAGCCUGGGCAUCGAGAUAUUCAUGAACCGAACCGUCCACGAGAUUCUGUGGGGCUUCAAAGACCCUCUUCUCACGAAGAUCCACAGCAUGAAGCCCGAAGUGGACGACCAUUUUGGACUGAUGUGGAAGAAAAAUGGCACCCAUGAAGGAGAGUUUGUGUUCCACACCGGCGAGGAGAACUACAUGGAUUUUGGCAAGAUUGACACGUGGAACGGCCUGAGGAAAAUGUCGUGGUGGUCUUCCAAUCAGAGCAACAUGAUCAACGGAACGGACGGCGCCGUCUUCCACCCUCUGAUAAGCAGGAACGAGCUGCUCUACAUCUUCGCUGCGGAUCUCUGCAGGUCUAUCCAUCUGGCCUAUGUGAAAGACGUGGAGGUCAAAGGCAUCCAGGCGUUCCGCUUCGCACCUCCCAGUGACGUCCUCAUGAGCCCCAAAGACAACCCCACUAAUGCGGGCUUCUGCGUGCCGGCUGGAGACUGUCUCGGCACCGGGGUGCUUAAAGUCAGCGUUUGUCGAGAAGGUGCUCCCAUCGUCGUGUCUUUCCCCCACUUUUAUCAAGCGGACCCGAAGUACAUCAACGCGGUCGAUGGGCUCAACCCCAACAAGGAGGAGCACGAGACGUACCUGGACCUGCAGCCGACCACAGGUGUUCCCAUCCGUGCCUGCAAGAGAGCUCAGCUCAAUAUCAUCCUGAAGAGAAUCCCAGGCUUCCCCAAAACCAAAUUAAUCAAUGAGACCAUUUUCCCCAUCAUGUUCGUCAACGAGACGGCGACUAUCGACGAUGAGUCAGCAUCCCAGAUGAGGACGAUGCUCUUGAUCGUGACCCUUGCGUCAAACUUCCCUCUGCUCAUCGUGGGCAUGGGUAUCAUCCUGCUGUUCGUGCUCGUCAUCUUGUUCUGCCGAAACCGCCAGAAGAAGAACGAAGUAAAACGUAUUGAUUUUACUGAAGCUUUUCAUUCUUUUACUACGGCGAAAGAUGACACGGCCUACACACAGGUCAGCGACAAACCCGACGAGCCGUCGGAAACACAGGCCACCCAGCCGAUGAGGAACGGCUCCUACAUUGCCAUGUCUCCAGUGGAGGCCCAGAAGUGUUGAUCGAGGAUCCCCUCCCCAAGUGUGGCGCUCAGGAAGGGGGGUUAAGGGAGCAGCACAUGGGUGUUACAUUACCACGGGUGGGGGUUUACACACAGAAUGGGCUCAUUUUCACUUUUUUGGGGGAUGGGGGGAUGGGGGGUUGGGGAGGAUGGGGAAAGGUGUGGGACACGAGCCCUGGUAUAGGUUUAGUCAACAAAGACAUUGCUCCUCUCACUGAGCCCUCUUAUGACUGUCUAUCCUCCUCUACUCUACCUGCUGAGCAUGGCCCUCACUGCCUGCCGUACUGCAACACAAACUCCCACACUCUAUUCCCCAUUUCCGUCCCGGUUGGCCCAAAAGAUGAAGGGACACUGAAUGGGCUCAGCCGGGACAAGCCUUUUUUUCCGUAAUUCUACUGAGGGAACGCGGUAGCAUAGGUGUCGCCGCUGUACGCGGAUGCAUGACGUUCGGAGCCAACUGUACCAAGUAACAUGGCUAAAAGAGAGUCUUUAGUAUUCACCUGAACAACAGGGAGUGUUGUCACCAUUGUAUUCUUGCUCUCUCCUCUCCAUCAGUGUUGCGUGAGGAGAACAUUUCAAGCCAACAAGUUUCAAAAAGCCCCCUAAUCCAUAGGACAAAACUCCCCAAGCUCCCGGGCUCGGAGGAUAAAAUGGUUUUGCUAACAAAACUGAACUCAGCAUAUCCUUUUUAUUAAAGACAAAAAAAAAUAAGAAAAAACGGACUGAGCCAAACUAUUUAUAGCAUUUUUUUGCCUUUUUUUCCUAAGAUGAAUUAGUGCACCUACACACCUACAGACGGCACUUCCAGUAUCAGUUAGUGAACAUGUGUGUGCACCUUUUGUCUUACACUUCAGUGUCCUGUUUUGAUGGACAAUGGGCAACUAUUUUUCUUGAUGCGGGCACAGCGUUGUGUGACACCUGGAGUGCUUGUGAUUUUGACCUUCCCCUCAUCGUUUUAGUCACCGUCACCCUUUUGUUUUGGUUGUUUUUUUUCCCCCCAGAACACUAGGUAAAAAAAAAAAAACUAUCCAGAGACCUCAGCUACAUUUCCAAGUCAUCAUUAGUGGAGGUGAUGACUCUAUAGCUGUGAAGUUGUUAGGAAUGCAAGUCAGUAGCUUGAAAAGUUGCACCUUUUUUUAGGCUUCAUCACGCAUUCAAAACAAAAAUGGAAAAAGAAAAAAACAACAAACACCAACAAUACUUACAAGGGAGACUUGAACCUGCUUUCUGCCUUACAACGGUUCAUUGUGUUCUUUAUGUUCAUACAUUGUUCAAAUAAGCUGGAAAUCUCUUUUUUUUGUCAUUAUUGUACAUAUUUAAAGGGGAAAUGUUGAGAUACCUCUGACCAAAAUCCAGCAAAGCAGUCCUCCUAGGUGUGCUGAAAGACACUAACUUUGCUCUGGUGUCGACCGCUCCUGCACGUCUACACUGUUACCUAUUAGAGAAAGCACAAUUUGGAUUGCUAAAACCAGUCCUCACACAAGGCUACCAGGUUUUUUUGUCCUGUUUUAUUAUUAUAUAUAUUUACAGCUGAUCUGUUAAAGACACUGACAAGUGCCGUGAAUAUUUGAACAAAAAAAAAAAAAAAACUAGAAAAAAGAAGUGGAAUCAUUGGGUUUUGAGGGAGCCCUGUCCGCCACUCGCUCGCCGCUGUGCAGUCAUUCAGUUUUGCCAAGGAGCUGUAGGCAUUCAGGCAAAAUCGCAGCACACAGCACUUGAAUCACUGUUUGUCUUAUGUUUUUUCGUGUGGUGUUUUCAUUUCUCUGUCCGCCACACACUGUCACGUCACAUCGUCAAAAAAACCCAGUGGUAGUCGCUAACGGGAUGUGAAUUUAAGGCCAUAACACUGUCAGCGUGGAAAAUUCCCUGCACUUUGCCUGGAAAUUGUGCCCUGUUUAUUGUCAUUGUUUUGUUUUGUUUUUUGUUGUUGUGGUUUUUUUUUUUGGUUUUUUUUUCUUGUCCUGUUCAUUUCAAUGCAGGUGGUCCAAAAGUUCAGAACAUUUCAAUGGUUUGUCCUCACUAGUAUUGGUUUCAUUAUGAAGGAUGUUGUUGAGAGGGAACAACAGACAUCCACAUCUCUGUGUUACUCGCUUUUCAGCACAUGGAGUGUCUUCUUUUGAUAUACUUUUGUAUUUGUUAUUGCUGCUAAAAAAAUGCCAUAACCUAUGGACUUGUACUUGUAUAUGUGGUAUUUACCAUAUUGUGCUCAUUUCAGGUUGGCACACAGUAGGCUCUCCUCUGUGUGUCGCCAAACCCUUUGUGACGCCUGAGCACAAGAUACAAAGCCCAAAGCUUGCUGCCAUUUACUGGAAUUAGCAGUUAUAGUUAUCACUAGCAACACUUUUGUAAAGUUAUCACAUUUAACCACUCUAUUAGCUGAAGAUCUGACCAUAUCGCAUGUACCGUUGGGUCUUAUUAUAGGAUUAGUGACAGUUCGCUGGAGGUGCACAAAAAGGGCGAGCCGCUUCAGCACCAUCUAAGAUUGGUGUCAGAAGUCUGAUACUGGGAUUAAUAUCACUGUGGUGGAGAGUAAAGUAGUUCUUUUUGUAAAAAAAAAAAAAAAAGUUAAAUCAAUUCACUAAAGGCCUUUUUAUUAUCACCUACAUGCAAGUGACCAACAUCUCAUUGCAAACUCCAUCCACCUUUUUAAAAGGAAAAAAAAUCAUGACUUGAACCUGAUAGACCUUAAUCCCAAGAGGUGAAGUGUGUCAGUUCAAACGCACACCUGAGCCAUCAUUCCUCCACCGUCUGACUUCUACUACACUGACCUUUGAGUCCAAUCAUUCAAGUCCAUUGGCUCGUCCCUGCUUGACCAAAGAUAACCUACAUAGAUCUGCCCCAGCGCCGUGUUUACUCUCCUCUGCGAUAACGGCCAUGCCGAAAAACCACCACCAACCUUUUUUUUUUUUUUUGGGAAUCGUGCCACCACUUACAUACAAGUAUUUGCAGCAAUGUUGUGUGAGCAUGAACGGAUGCGUGUAUGCACCUUUUUUACAUCAAGGCAAAACUAAAAGGAAAAAAAAAGACAAGAAAAUUCACAUGGUUUGAUUGGUAUUGCUUUUUUUGUCACCAAGAGCAAAUGGAAGUAAUCGAUGCUCUCUGCGAGCAGAUCUCAGUAUUAUGUAAAACAAAGCAAUACAUAACCGUAUGAAAUAAAUUGUGGAUGUUUUGUAAGGGGCCACACUAUAUUUAUGUAUCUUUUGUUUUCUUUUUUUCUUUAUUUUUGGUUUCACUUGUGUAGAAGUAUGUCCUUUAUUUUUCUGUAGUGUGAUUUAGUCAUUUUGUUUAACAAAAAAAAAAAAAGUUCAGCACAUUUCAUUUGGGAUCAUUUCAAUGAUUUUCACAUGGAAAAUACAAAAAAAAAAAUUAAAAAAGAAUUUAAAAAGUGUAGAAGAUGGACCAGUAUGCCACACUGGGAGCUGCCAGAACCCUGUAAAGUGUCUGUAAAGAGUGUUCAUGAGUGGUUUAAGAUUGUGUGUGUUGGACGAGUAUGAGAUCUUGUGUGAGAAAAUUUGUGUUUGUGGAGCCAGUGCACCAUUUCUGUCGAACUGGAGUGAUUUUUACUGGAAGGCUGAUUAUCUUGAUGACUGAGUAAAAUAAAGCAUUGAUGCUGUGUAACCUAUCUAGAAGAUGAAUGAAGCCCUCCUUCAGGGAUGAGCACUUGUGCCAUACCAUCCUUUUUGUUAUUUUCCCCCGCCCCCAUUAAUUUGCUCAAGUCACUAACAGACAUUUCCUGUUGAGAUAUACUAAUUUGUUUUGCUGCUGAAAAUGACAAUCCUGCUUGUCAUGCUAGGUGCAAAAUGAAUUCAAUGUAAUAUCUAUUUUUAGUUUUGAUAAUUUACACUGCACAGAUGUUUCUACAGUGCUUUUGUAAACAUUUCUAGUGUAUUUGCAAAAAAAUAAAAGUUGCAUUCAAGUGCAAAGUUCAA